AUGCAGCCUAAACCGAACAUGAUGCCCCCGUCCAUGGUGCCCAUGGGCAUGCCCGGCCCCGGCGCGCCAGGCAUGGUGCCGAUACACGGCCGCAUGCAGUACCAACUUCCGCCGGGAUACGAGCUGCAGCGGCUCCCGUACACGCCCGACCGCGGCUGGGGCGCGUGGGACCUCGCGAGCCACCACUACUCCGGCUCCCGCCUCGAGCGGACAUGGCUGAACGAGCUCAUCUCGCGCAUCUCCGAGUUCGUGGGCGCCCGCCAGCUGAGCGAGGACGCGGCAUACCAGUCCUUCGUGCGCGUGUACUACAAAGGCGACGGGGCGGACGCGGGCAACCGCUCGCUCGGCGGCGCCGCUGCGUACCAGGCUUACUUACUGUGGUGCCGCGACCAUUGGCCCGUGUACGCGCAGAACUCGCACGAGAGCAAUAUGAUGCUGAUUGCCGGCAUGGCUGUUGCGGAACUCCACCGCCUCUGGGACGUUGUUGAUCCCCGCUCGUCCCGCGCCAAACUCAGCACUGCGAGCGAGUACGCAGCCGCCACCGUCAGGUACCUUUACGACCGGCACUUUGUCCAGUCCCAGUAUGGCGCACAGCCCACCUUCCGCCCGCUGUACGCGCGUCGCCGCCGCGACUCGGACUCGAGCUCGGCCUCGUCCAACUCGCGCCGCGACCGCCGCCAUUCCCGCCGAUACGACGAGUUCAUACAGCCCCACCUGAUGAUGCAGCCCGGCAUGCAGCCUGGCGUUAUGCAGGCUGGCGUUAUGCAGCCCGGUAUGCAGCCCGGCGUCAUGCAGUCUGGGAUGAUAUCCGGCGUCCCCAUGCAGCCCGGCAUGCAGCCGGGCAUGCAGUACGCAUACGCGCAGCCGUACGCCGCAUGCUCGUACCAGUGUGCUCCGGUCUAUGCGGGCUACGUCCAGCCGGCGUAUGUCGCCCAAGCCGGUGCACAGGGAUAUUACCCCGUCACGGCGGGUGGCGCGUACUAUGCCGGGGUGGACCCCAAUGUGUACCGUGAUCCCAAUCAGGUCCAGUACGCGCAGGGGUACUAUUCGCCGCAGGCGUACGGCUAUCCCCAGCAGGGCUAUCGCUACUAUUAG
Cutaneotrichosporon oleaginosum is the source of this 1095-nucleotide messenger RNA. NCBI's taxonomy places the organism in Eukaryota, Fungi, Basidiomycota, Tremellomycetes, Trichosporonales, Trichosporonaceae. The record is from RefSeq and is a predicted model, not a curated record.